This is a messenger RNA of Coregonus sp. 'balchen', 11203 nucleotides long. The record is from the annotation of a GenBank genome assembly. NCBI's taxonomy places the organism in Eukaryota, Metazoa, Chordata, Actinopteri, Salmoniformes, Salmonidae.
UCACUACUCUACCCGCAGCAGCCAUGAUGGUAGGUGUUAUUCACAAUUUACUCUAGCUAGCUAACCUUAUUGUUUUAUAUGUGCAAUCAUCCGACACAGACACAUUCAUCAAUAAACGAUGAUUUGCGCAUCGAACGGUAAUGUGGCUAAUGCAUGUUGUCUUGUGCCGCCGUCUUCUGUUUAACGUUACCUAGCAAGAAGGGCUGGACGAUGGUCCCGAUUUCCUCUCCGAGGAGGACAGAGGAGUAAGUUUUUUUCUUCUUAGAUUAAAAAUAUAUAUAUUUCUCUUAUUUGUCUCUGGUCGUAACAGUUAGCUAGAUUAUAUUUUUGUCUUAUUCGUGCUCUGCAGUAAUUACUUAUUGCAUGAUCUGAUCAGCUGUUAGACAGGUGACAACAGAAGUCACAUUUGUUGAAUAGCUAGCGUUAGCUAAGUUAGCUACAUACAGUAGUCAGCUUGACCACAUCAGAAGUCAGUUGACUUCCUAGCUGGCCAGCUAGCUGGCAACUGUUACAAUCCAUUAGGAGAGCUCCCUCUUGUUAACAAUGAACUUACAUAAGCUUAUGUUAACUGCUCACUGUAUUAAUAAGAAGUCUAUUGCCAUUGCUAACUAGUAGCCCACCCAUCUAACUAUGCAUAUGUAUUAGCUUUCUGCUAUUGUUUUGCAGGCUAGUUUGCUAGCUAAGCAAUCAUUUGACAGAGCUAGCUAACUAGCCGUUAGAUGUAAUUGUUGUGUCCUGUUGGAGCAUUAGCUAUGUAGCUAUAAUGGCAUUGAAUGCUAGCGCAUUUCAUUCAUUCAUAAUGCUGAGCAAUAUUGUGCUAGCUUGCUAGUAUAAUUGGAUAACAACAACAUUACUAACCCUAGUAAGCAAGGAAGACUGCUGUCAACGCUAGUUGAAAGUUUCACAUACCUUUUCAUUUGCAUAUUGGUAUAUCCCUCUCCUCCAAAAGGGGCAAAACAAACAGUAGUCUUGCUAUAUCUGUCAUCUCUUUCUGUGGAAUGUAGCCAGCUUGUGGGGAAUGGUGAUUUUGUCAUUUGCUUGUCACUAAAUACAAUACUAAAUUCAAUAUCUAUUACAAUAUUUUACAGCCUAGGGCAGUCAAUGUUGACCUCCAAACUGAUGCAACACUUCAAGUGGACAUUUCUGAUGCAUUAAGUGAGCGGGACAAGGUUAAGUUUACUGUCCAUACUAAGGUAAGAGAGUUAAGCUAUCUGUCAGUAUUUCUUCCUGUUUGCCCUGACACUUGGCAAAUAAAAGGGCAAUAACACAGAUAGAACAAUGAGACAGAUAUUUCACCGGAUGUAUAAAUGUGAAGCAUCCGCUUGGCGUUUCCACUCACUGCCAAAUAUGGUAGUGAGAGGAAGCCCACUGGCUGGGUGUGGUAGAAGAUGGAACGAGAUGGAUUUUGGAAGACAUUCUGCACAUUUUCUCAUCUAUGAAACAGUUGAUCUCAAUACAGUUUUCUGUUCCCAAAACUAGAAUCUGUUAUGAACAGAGUGGACUAAGUUUUAAAAAAUUGUGUUGUUUAGAAGGAGUGCAAAGGCAAAUGGAGUUCCUUGUAGUGGUCCUCUGUAGCUCAGCUGGUAGAGCACGGCGCUUGUAAUGCCAAGGUAGUGGGUUCGAUCCCCGGGACCACCCAUACACAAACAAUUUAUGCACGCAUGACUGUAUGUCGCUUUGGAUAAAAGCAUCUGCUAAAUGGCAUAUUAUUAUAUUAUGUCACACACUGUACAGAGUAGGCGUUCCUUAACGGAAAUAUGCAGAUGCAUGCUAGAAUGCACCACUAGGAUCUUGCUAGCUCGUGCUAGGCUCUGCCCACCUCCUUGCUUGAUCUGCCCGCUAUGACUCAUUUGUUCCCAUUAGAAACGACAGGCAGUGGUCUAUCUUGGUUUAGUUAUAAAAAUCUUGGCAAUAAUGUACAGUGGGGAGAAAAAGUAUUUGAUACACUGCCAAUUUUGCAGGUUUUCCUACUUACAAAGCAUGUAGAGGUCUGUAAUUUUUAUCAUAGGUACACUUCAACUGUGAGAGACGGAAUCUAAAACAAAAAUCCAGAAAAUCACAUUGUAUGAUUUUUAAGUAAUUCAUUUGCAUUUUAUUGCAUGACAUAAGUAUUUGAUCACCUACCAACCAGUAAGAAUUCCGGCUCUCACAGACCUGUCAGUUUUUCUUUAAGAAGCCCUCCUGUUCUCCACUCAUUACCUGUAUUAACUGCACCUGUUUGAACUCGUUACCUGUAUAAAAGACACCUGUCCACACACUCAAUCAAACAGACUCCAACCUGUGGUCCUCUGUAGCUCAGCUGGUAGAGCACGGCACUUGUAACGCCAAGGUAGUGGGUUCGAUCCCCGGGACCACCCAUACACAAACAAUUUAUGCACGCAUGACUGUAUGUCGCUUUGGAUAAAAGCAUCUGCUAAAUGGCAUAUUAUUAUAUUAUGUCACACACUGCACAGAGUAGGCGUUCCUUAACGGAAAUAUGCAGAUGCAUGCUAGAAUGCACCACUAGGAUCUUGCUAGCUCGUGCUAGGCUCUGCCCACCUCCUUGCUUGAUCUGCCCGCUAUGACUCAUUUGUUCCCAUUAGAAACGACAGGCAGUGGUCUAUCUUGGUUUAGUUAUAAAAAUCUUGGCAAUAAUGUACAGUGGGGAGAAAAAGUAUUUGAUACACUGCCAAUUUUGCAGGUUUUCCUACUUACAAAGCAUGUAGAGGUCUGUAUUUUUUAUCAUAGGUACACUUCAACUGUGAGAGACGGAAUCUAAAACAAAAAUCCAGAAAAUCACAUUGUAUGAUUUUUAAGUAAUUAAUUUGCAUUUUAUUGCAUGACAUAAGUAUUUGAUCACCUACCAACCAGUAAGAAUUCCGGCUCUCACAGACCUGUCAGUUUUUCUUUAAGAAGCCCUCCUGUUCUCCACUCAUUACCUGUAUUAACUGCACCUGUUUGAACUCGUUACCUGUAUAAAAGACACCUGUCCACACACUCAAUCAAACAGACUCCAACCUGUGGUCCUCUGUAGCUCAGCUGGUAGAGCACGGCGCUUGUAACGCCAAGGUAGUGGGUUCGAUCCCCGGGACCACCCAUACACAAAAAUGUAUGCACGCAUGACUGUAAGUCGCUUUGGAUAAAAGCGUCUGCUAAAUGGCAUAUUAUUAUUUAUUAUUAUUCUCUCCACAAUGGCCAAGACCAGAGAGCUCUGUAAGGACAUCAGGGAUAAAAUUGUAGACCUGCACAAGGCUGGGAUGGGCUACUGGACAAUAGGCAAGCAGCUUGGUGAGAAGGCAACAACUGUUGGAGCAAUUAUUAGAAAAUGGAAGAAGUUCAAGAUGACGGUCAAUCACCCUCGGUCUGGGGCUCCAUGCAAGAUCUCACCUCGUGGGGCAUCAAUGAUCAUGAGGAAGGUGAGGGAUCAGCCCAGAACUACACGGCAGGACCUGGUCAAUGACCUGAAGAGAGCUGGGACCACAGUCUAAAAGAAAACCAUUAGUAACACACUACGCCGUCAUGGAUUAAAAUCCUGCAGCGCACGCAAGGUCCGCCUGCUCAAGCCAGCGCAUGUCCAGGCCCGUCUGAAGUUUUCCAAUGACCAUCUGGAUGAUCCAGAGGAGGAAUGGGAGAAGAUCAUGUGGUCUGAUGAGACAAAAAUUUAGCUUUUUGGUCUAAACUCCACUCGCCGUGUUUGGAGGAAGAAGAAGGAUGAGUACAACCCCAAGAACACCAUCCCAACCGUGAAGCAUGGAGGUGGAAACAUCAUUCUUUGGGGAUGCUUUUCUGCAAAGGGGACAGGACGACUGCACCGUAUUGAGGGGAUGAUGGAUGGGGCGAUGUAUCGCGAGAUCUUGGCCAACAACCUCCUUCCCUCAGUAAGAGCAUUGAAGAUAAGUCUUGGCUGAGUCUUCCAGCAUGACAACGACCCGAAACACACAGCCAGGGCAACUAAGGAGUGGCUCCGUAAGAAGCAUCUCAAAGUCCUGGAGUGGCCUAGCCAGUCUCCAGACCUGAACCCAAUAGAAAAUAUUUGGAGGGAGCUGAAAGUCCGUAUUGCCCAGCGACAGCCCCGAAACCUGAAGGAUCUGGAGAAGGUCUGUAUGGAGGAGUGGGCCAAAAUCCCUGCUGCAGUGUGUGCAAACCUGGUCAAGACCUACAGAAAACGUAUGAUCUCUGUAAUUGCAAACCAAGGUUUCUGUACCAAAUAUUAAGAUCUGCUUUUCUGAUGUAUCAAAUACUUAUGUCAUGCAAUAAAAUGCAAAUUAAUUACUUAAAAAUCAUACAAUGUGAUUUUCUGGAUUUUUGUUUUAGAUUCAGUCUCUCACAGUUUAAGUGUACCUAUGAUAAAAAUUACAGACCUCUACAUGCUUUGUAAGUAGGAAAACCUGCAAAAUCGGCAGUGUAUCAAAUACUUAUUCUCCCCACUGUACAUGUCUGAAUCGAGACUCAUGUCACAUGACUUGCAAAUAUGUUCCUCCCCAGCAGUUGUGUUAUCGCCACAUUCAUAUUGUCUUCUGAAACCUAGUGUGCAUGUAUGCAAAAUAUGCUUUGUUGAAGUCAUGGAAUGCAAAUGAAGAAAUUAAGCUCUGUGCAUGAUCGCAUUUCACUCCACUUAAUUUUCAAUGCAGAGAGAAUUCCAAUAGUCAUUACCUGUCACUGUCAGUGUAACCUCAUAAUGUCAUGGGUUUAUAUGUUUUUACAGCAACUUUUAUCAUGUUGCAAGGACUCUUGUGAAGGAAGGAAUUAAAUCAUGAUUGAAAGGGGUUAACCGUUGCCUUGACACUUGAGAUGAUCAUUCUGAUCCAGAUCAAGUCUGGUUUUCCAUUUUUAUUGAGCUGCAAAUUCUAAUUUGCAGAUAGAUAUUUUUAGGAGACCCAUGAUAUGCCAUACAUACUCUAUUCGGCUAUGAUUUUCAGUAGAAUUUGUCCCAACAGUGACCAAUGUUCCCUCUAAGCUGCAUCAAACACAUUUUCAGUCACCUCCUUGUCUGAAGGACAAGUGGAUGAACAGGUUAAUGUCAAGCCCUGCAUGUUUUUUUUUCAAAAGGCUCAUGGAAUGUAGGCAUUGAAGACCACACAUUGGCUGCUACUAUAGGCUGAAUGAUAGAACAGCUAUUUCCAUGUUAAAAUGUUAUGGGAUGCGUUUUCCCCAUUGUUUUUGAUGGUAGGCCACUCUGGUAGGCCUACAUUAUGAUCAAAUAGCCACAGUAGCCUACUUGGCCACUAUUAAAACUGUAACUUAAAGCGGGUACAACCUCAGUGUUCACAGUAAACGCAUGCUGGAAGUUGCACAGAAUUUUCACAACGUUCAAGUUUGUGCUCAGCAGACCUGGAAUUUGCUCAGUGCCGGAAUUUGUUUUAGAUGGAACAUCAUCAGUGACAUCUGAUUCCUAUUGUUUUGUUUCCCAGAGCACUCUUCCUAACUUCAAGCAGAAUGAGUUUUCAGUGGUGAGGCAGCAUGAGGAGUUCAUCUGGCUCCAUGACUCUUUUGUGGAGAAUGAGGAAUAUGCAGGCUACAUUGUAAGUACUGAGCUCCAUCAGAGAUACUCUGUGUAUGGGUCCCAAAUGGCACCCUAUAAAGUAGUGCACUAUAUAGGGAAUAGGGUGCCAUUUUGGGACUCAGCAUGUUUUGGCUUUCAGGAUAAGCUCAUAAAUUUAGUGUUUUGUAAAACAACUUAAUUAUUCAUUGUCAAUCCCCUUUCUUAUUCAAACUCCCUGGUUCCAUGUAGUAAGAACUUAUUAGCAAGAUGUUCAAUUAAAAAAAACUACUGAUUUAAAGUGUAAUGGUGAUUCCCCAUAGAUUCCCCCAGCCCCACCAAGACCUGACUUUGAUGCCUCCAGAGAGAAGUUACAGAAACUAGGGGAAGGUGAAGGUUCCAUGACCAAGGAAGAGUUCACCAAAAUGAAACAGGAACUUGAAGCGUGAGUGAUUUAGAGUUCAUGGCGGGGUUCAUUAGGGCACAUUGUGUGAAGUUUCUUGUUGGACAAGUUCAGAUAGUACCACACUGUUUUUGUGUUUUCUUCCGUUUCGUUCCUACUGAACACGACCGAUGUUGCUCUGACAUUGUUUUUGUGUUUCAGUACAGUGGUUUGGUUGGGAUAAUUUGCUAAUAAUAAUGCUAUUGGUAAUAUCUAGGCUAUAUCUGUGUGUUUCAGCGAAUACUUGGCUAUCUUCAAGAAGACUGUGGCGAUGCAUGAAGUGUUUCUUUGCCGUGUGGCUGCGCAUCCUGUCUUGAGGAAAGACCUGAACUUCCAUGUAUUUUUAGAGUACAACCAAGAUGUGAGUGUGGUUAUAAUGACCAAAUUAGGAUUUUGGUGACGAUUGUUGCUGUGGACAUGUUCUUAGACAAGCUCUCUCUCGUUUUAUUGAACUUUAGAUAACUGAAAAGUCGGAUGUGCCUGAAAACAUUAGAAUAUUCUGUUCCCUUACCUUGUCUUAGUUUUAUCAUUGUCAGUUUGUCCUUAACUGACAUUUUGUCCUUAUCAUUUGUUCACAGCUGAGUGUACGAGGCAAAAACAAGAGGGAGAAGAUGGAAGAUUUCUUCAAGAAUGUGGUGAAGUCUGCAGACGGUGUGUUAGUGGCAGGGGUGAAGGUGAGUUGGGUUCGCUUUUCUAUGUAAACCAUUCGUCCACUCUUUUCUAUGUAUAGGUCCCCUGUAGCUCAGUUGGUAGAGCAUGGCGCUUGCAAUGCCAGGGUUGUGGGUUCGAUUCCCACGGGGGGCCAGUAUGGAAGAAAAAAAAGUAUGCACUCACUAACUGUAGGUCACUCUGGAUAAGAGUGUCUGCUAAAUGACUGAAAUGUAAAUGUAUACCGUUCAUCCACUCUUUUCUAUGCAAAUCCAUUCAGCCAAGCAAAUGGGUAUUAAACUUGCUUUGAGUUUUAUAUUAUAAUGAAGGCACAACAUAAGCAUUUCACGACUUAAACAUUGUUUGAAAAACAUUGUUAGCAUCAUGAAUGGUGCUCACAUUUGUGUAAAUGCAUUUGUCAAAUUAGUUUAUUUUCUGAUUUUUUUACUUCCGAUUUUUAUAUAAUUUAUUUCUAACAGUUAUUACUUGUAUAAAGUUUGACGUGAUUGUCUUUUGGAUUUCAGGAUGUAGAUGAUUUCUUUGAGCAUGAGAAGACAUUCCUUUUAGAAUACCAUAAUCGUGUCAAAGAUGCCUCCGCCAAAUCUGAUAGAAUGAUCAGGUCUCACAAAAGUAAGUCUCCUCUCUGUCUCAAAAUCUCCACGUGCUAGGUAAGCUUUCUGCUAUAUACAUGGAUUUUAAUCAGUUAUUGAGAAUGAGAUUGAUUUGAGUAAUUCCAAUGGAAAGUAUUGCAUUUUUUUCUGUGAACUGUGAGUGGGACUGAGUCACUUUGGUAUCAUGUUUUAAUGUUUGUGGAAACCAGCCUGUCUGUUUGUCCUUGUGCUGUGCGUUGUAUUUUACGUCUAUUUUUUGUUUUAUAUUAAUUCGCUGACAAAUAUGGAAAUUGGUAAGUUGUAUGUUUAUUUGUAGUUGGGUCAGUCAGUCUUAAAGUGUUGGGGAUGACAGCCGACUCAAUUUGAAACUUGUCAUGUUCCAUUUGUUUUUAAAAAAUGUAUGAGGACAAUAUCUUGUAAAUAUCCUAACAGGUAAGAGCCAUGAGCUUGUCUUUAGUCUCUUGAAUGAAACGUUUGACUUCAGGCUUCAGGCUUCAGGAUCCAAAUUUCCCUCAAAAAUAAUAUAUAAUAUAUAGUCGUCUGUCAUUCCCAUGGAUCAGACUGUACAUCUGUCAUAUCCUAAACUCCGGUAGGAACUAUUAUGUAUUGUCAUUUACUUCAUUUCCACAACAUUAAAACGUGAUGCUAUAUUAGAAAAGUGAAAAUGUCCAGCUGCAGAUGUUAUUUUCUAAAAAUCUAUGCUUGCAUUUUGUUCGAUGCAUUUUGUACAUGAUUGACCGACCAUCUGUGUGUAUGAGUACGGGGGUUUAGGUGUUAUUUGGAAUGUCGUGAUGUAAUCUAAAGUUGUGUUCUUGUGUUGCAGGUGCUGCAGAUGAUAUCAAUAGAAUUGCCUCCACACUGUACACUUUAGGAACCCAGGACUCCACAGAUGUGUGCAAGUAUGAAACUAAAUUAUUUGUCCUUUUCUCCCUAUACAUUGUUUGGUGCCAAUAAGCUUUGAUCCAACCGUAACUCAAAUGCAACCCACUGUUUUCCAGAUUUUUCUUGAAAGUCUCUGAACUGUUUGAGAAAACACGGGUACGUUCUUUUUUUGCCUGGUCUUUUGAUUCUAUGUAUCACACAAUUGUGUACUAGCAAUGGCCGCUGAAGUCAAUAACUAGCCCUAUAUUCACUACAUGUCAUGUAGCUUCAUCUAUCGGCUGCAAUGCAGAUUAGCAUCAAUGACAAAAUGAGUUUUGUCUGAAGUUCACAAGUUUCUGUUGGUGUCCUUCCUCUACAGAAAAUAGAGGCUCGAGUGGCUGCGGAUGAGGACCUGAAACUUGCAGACUUACUGAAGUAUUACCUCAGGGAGUCGCAAGCUGCUAAGGUACAAUAUCUAACUUGACCCUGCAUUUUUUAAAUCAUCAAACAAUUAUGAUCAGAUACGCUGGUCAGUUAUCAGAGGUAGUAUUGGCGCAUUUCCUGAAGAAUAGUCUCUUCAACCUCCAUCCGUUUGCAUUUGUUUGCCUUAAUGGAUUUUUCAUCAGACAGCAUAGUGUUUAGAUUAUUAUUAAUGUGCUAAAUGGAAUCUGCUGUUUCUUUCUUCAGGAUCUAUUGUACAGACGAGGGAGGGCCCUGGUUGAUUAUGAGAACGCAAACAAAGCUCUGGACAGAGCCAGGGCAAAGAACAAAGAUGUGCUUCAGGCAGAGACCAGCCAGCAGGUGUGCUGUCAGAAGUUUGAGAAAAUCUCAGAGUCUGCAAAGCAAGGUACUUUAUCCACUUGCAUUUAUAAAUGUUUAUACUUGUUUAAGAGUAUUAACAAUUCAAGACAUUUCAUACUUUUCCAAAAAGUAUUCCUCCCUGUUAAUUAAACAAUAGUCCCAGAUUUUGCAUGUAAGAGAAGCUAAACCAGAUUCAAAUCAAAUCAAAUUUUAUUGGCCACAUGCGCCGAAUACAACAGGUGCAGACAUUACAGUGAAAUGCUUACUUACAGCCCUUAACCAACAGUGCAUUUAUUUUUAAUUUAAAAAAGUAAAAUAAAACAACAACAAAAGAGUGUUGAGAAAAAAAGAGCAGAAGUAAAAUAAAAUAACAGUAGGGAGGCUAUAUAUACAGGGGGGUACCGGUGCAGAGUCAAUGUGCGGGGGCACCGGCUAGUUGAGGUAGUUGAAGUAAUAUGUACAUGUGGGUAGAUUUAAAGUGACUAUGCAUAAAUAAUUAACAGAGUAGCAGCAGCGUAAAAAGAUGGGGUGGGGUGGCAGUGCAAAUAGUCCGGGUAGCCAUGAUUAGCUGUUCAGGAGUCUUAUGGCUUGGGGGUAGAAGCUGUUGAGAAGUCUUUUGGACCUAGACUUGGCACUCCGGUACCACUUGCCGUGCAGUAGCAGAGAGAACAGUCUAUGACUAGGGUGUCUGGAGUCUUUGACAAUUUUGAGGGCCUUCCUCUGACACCGCCUGGUAUAGAGGUCCUGGAUGGCAGGAAGCUUGGCCCCAGUGAUGUACUGGGCCGUACGCACUACCCUCUGUAGUGCCUUGCAGUCGGAGGCCAAGCAGUUGCCAUACCAGGCGGUGAUGCAACCAGUCAGGAUGCUCUCGAUGGUGCAGCUGUAUAAUUUUUUGAGAAUCUGAGGACCCAUGCCAAAUCUUUUCAGUCUCCUGAGGGGGAAUAGGCUUUGUCGUGCCCUCUUCACGACUGUCUUGGUGUGUUUUGACCAUGAUAGUUUGUUGGUGAUGUGGACACCAAGGAACUUGAAGCUCUCAACCUGUUCCACUACAGCCCCAUGGAUGAAGAGCAGUUAAUCUGAUAACUUUCUGUUUAUUCCGGAAUACAGAGCUCAUAGACUUCAAGACAAGACGAGUAGCAGCCUUCAGAAAGAACUUGGUGGAACUUUCUGAACUGGAACUCAAACAUGCUAAGGUAAUUUUGCAUUAUACAUGGCUGUCUAUUAAGACAUCCAAAACUGCUGCCUGUGCUUAGUAAAAGGCUGAACCUCUAUCUCUCUGUUUCUCCACAGGGUAAUUUACAAUUAUUGCAAAGCUGUCUCGGAGUCCUCAAAGGAGACACUUAGGUCUUUGCUUAAGGUUCACUGUACAGGGCUUUCCCCGCUUUGGCCUAAUCUUCACUGAGAAGAUGGAAGAGAGAGCAUAUCUGGGGUCAGUUUGUUUUCAGGAUGCCUGUUCGUAGUCAUCACUACUACCAGAGACACCAAACUCCCUUCACAACCCCACCUAAAAACGUGAGGAAGCCAGUGUGGAAUACCUGCAAAAUCCACACAGCACAUUAACCUAUAACUUUGUUUAAUCACGUCAACUUUUUAAUUGUUAACAAUCAUCGGUCUCCAUGGGAAUCUUCUCUCAAUCUAUAUCAUGUCAUGUCUGUCCAGAUGUGUUAUUUGUUAUUAUUUUGCUUAGAGUAAUCGUUGAGGCCAAUAGUUUCAGUAAAACUUUUCUGUGAUGCUGCUCAGUUACUUUGUUCAAGAUGAGCUGAUUGUUACUAUUAUUAAAGUGUAUUGUCACUAAAAGCCUUGUAAAUGUUGUAUUAGUUCUUACUGUACUGCUAAUGAUCGUUUGUCUUCACUAAUACUUUUGUUUUCAGUUAUUUCAUACAAAUUCUGUUCUUUUUCAUUCCAGACAAGUAAUGCUUCAGUAUGUUUGCCUUAAUGUAGAUUAAUCCUAUCAAGUAUUGUAAAAAACAAAACAAAAAAAACAUAAAUGGAUACGUUUGUUUUGUUUUCACCCAGAUUUUUUAAAAGUGCACUGUAUAUGAAUGUUUUUUUCACUCUGUGACCAAAGCUUCCAUUUAUUUAGAUGGAGAAAUGCUGAAACAAACGGUAAUAUGGAUAAUUAUGAUAAAAAUGAUGAAAAUAGUAAUAAAUGAUACUAUUUACCUUAGAACCAUUCUGAACAUAAUUUCAUUCAAUGUUUUGAGUAGGCUCUUUGUUGUCCAUCUAUCUAGUUGUAAUCAUUUUCAUUUCUGUAGCUUUUAUGACCCCGAGAAACAUGGAAUAAAAGCCAGGGGAAGCAAUGGAUAAUGUCCUUCAAUAUAUUAAACUCCAUAUCAACUGUUCAUAUUAAGGUUGAAUAAAAAAAGAUGGCCACUUUUUAAA